CCCCAGUCUAUUCCCAGUCCCUCCCACUGCCAUCCCAGUCCCUCCCAGUGCCAUCCCAAUCCGUAGCCAUGUCCUCCAAGCCCUCUACCCUCCCUCCCAGUGCCCCCCAGCUGAGCCCAGUGUCUCCCCCGUCCCUCCCAGUGCCCCCCAGUGUGUCCAUCUCGCUGGUGCCGUCGAGCUCCCAGCCCGGCCCCGGCCGCCUGCUCUGCUCCGGGAUGGAUUUCUACCCUGCGCCUGUGCAGGUGAGGUGGUUCCAGGAUGGGCAGGAGCUGCCGGAGCACGUGGUGGCCACCGACGUGGUCCCCACCGGGGACUGGACCUACCAGGUGCUGGUGCUGCUGGAAAUUCCCCCCCGGCGCGGGGUCACCUACAGCUGCCAGGUGGAGCACGUCAGCCUGGAGCACCCCCUCAGCCGGGACUGGGAGAUGCCACCGGACACCGUCCGCAGCAAGAUCCUGGUGGGGGUCGGGGGCUUCGUCUUGGGCUUGGUCUUCCUGUUGCUGGGGCUCGGCUUCUACCUGCGGGAGAAGAGCUCCUGAGCCGCCGGCGGCCGCAGCCCCUCCCUGUGGCCUCAGGCCCAGCCGGGACCCCCCAGUCCAUCCCCACGCUGAGUUUGGGGGGUCGUGUGUCCCCCUCGGACCU
Messenger RNA from Corapipo altera (White-ruffed manakin), 642 nucleotides. RefSeq names its product class II histocompatibility antigen, B-L beta chain-like. NCBI's taxonomy places the organism in Eukaryota, Metazoa, Chordata, Aves, Passeriformes, Pipridae. Gene Ontology annotation, biological process: positive regulation of T cell activation; antigen processing and presentation of exogenous peptide antigen via MHC class II; peptide antigen assembly with MHC class II protein complex. The coding region runs from base 69 to 539 and encodes 156 amino acids. Gene Ontology annotation, cellular component: MHC class II protein complex. The record is from RefSeq and is a predicted model, not a curated record. The transcript has 3 exons. Gene Ontology annotation, molecular function: MHC class II protein complex binding.